CGUCGGCAGGCUGGAGAGGAAUGAGCGGGGACCCUGCGCGCGGCGGCGGCUCCGUGCCGGGGGCAGCGGCUGCGCAGGGCGGCCCGAGCCGCUGCGCUGCAGCAGUCAUUAGAGACUCAAACAACUGCUGCUCCAUGAAGAGUGGUGAUAUAAUUAAUUACUGCAAUAUUCUAAUUAUGCAGAUAAUCCCACCAAGGUUGUUGCUGACCAUUGAAAGACUUCCUCUCAAAGCUGUUUAAAUGAGAAUGUCCCUGGCGCAGAGAGUACUACUGACAUGGCUUUUCACGUUACUCUUCCUGAUCAUGUUGGUGCUAAAGUUGGAUGAGAAAGCGCCAUGGAACUGGUUCCUUAUUUUUAUUCCAGUCUGGAUAUUUGAUACUAUUCUUCUAGUUAUGUUAAUUGUAAAAAUGGCUGGACGUUGCAAGUCUGGCUUUGAUCCUCGCAAUGGUUCCCAAAACAUCAAGAAAAAAGCUUGGUAUCUCAUCGCAAUGCUACUUAAAUUAGCCUUCUGCCUUGCCCUCUGUGCUAAACUGCAACGAUUUACUACCAUGAAACUAGCCUAUGUAUUUAUCCCUUUGUGGGCUCUGCUUAUUGGGGGUAUGAUUGAACUUGGAUACAAUAUCUUCUAUGUACGAAGAGACUAAAAUGUAGUAUGUGGUUUCCAAGUCUGAGAACGGUACCAAAUUACUGGAUUAUUAUAGCUUUGCAACAAACUUGACCUCUAAAUUAGAGCAUCAAGUUAGGAAUCGGUCACUCUGGAGAUCAUCUAAACCAGACUGAAAACUGAAAACAGAUUUAUUCCAUUUUUUAUUUCAAAACUGUCACAUAUGCUCCUGUAAAUAAAAGUAUUGUUCAACAUCA
Rhea pennata is the source of this 861-nucleotide messenger RNA. RefSeq names its product transmembrane protein 60 (gene TMEM60). Bases 240 to 644 code for a protein of 134 amino acids. NCBI's taxonomy places the organism in Eukaryota, Metazoa, Chordata, Aves, Rheiformes, Rheidae. The record is from RefSeq and is a predicted model, not a curated record. The transcript is spliced from 4 exons.